Molecule: messenger RNA, 700 nt
Organism: Procambarus clarkii (red swamp crayfish)
Lineage: Eukaryota; Metazoa; Arthropoda; Malacostraca; Decapoda; Cambaridae
Source: RefSeq, a predicted model, not a curated record
CAGCCACCGUGGCACUCCACUCUCCCCCAGCAGCCCACCGUGGCACUCCACUCUCCCCAGCGCCACCGGGCACUCCCACUCUUCUCCCCGCAGCCACCGUGGCACUCCACUCUCCCCCCAGCCACCGUGGCACUCCACUCUCCAGCAGCCACCGUGGCACUCCACUCUCCCCAGCAGCCACCGUGGCACUCCACUCUCCCCAGCAGCCACCGUGGCACUCCACUCUCCCAGCAGCCACCGUGGCACUCCACUCUCCCCAGCAGCCACCGUGGCACUCCACUCUCCCCAGCAGCCACCGUGGCACUCCACUCUCCCAGCCACCGUGGCACUCCACUCUCCCAGCAGCCAAGCCACCGUGGCACUCCACUCUCCCCAGCAGCCACCGUGGCACUCCACUCUCCCCAGCAGCCACCGUGGCACUCCACUCUCCCCAGCAGCCACCGUGGCACUCCACUCUCCCCAGCAGCCACCGUGGCACUCCACUCUCCCCAGCAGCCACCGUGGCACUCCACUCUCCCAGCAGCCACCGUGGCACUCCACUCUCCCCAGCAGCCACCGUGGCACUCCACUCUCCCCCAUCAGCCACCGUGGCACUCCACUCUCCCCAGCAGCCGUGUGCACUCCACUCUCCUCCCCAGCAGCCACCGUGGCACUCAAUUCCUUCCCCUCUUCUACUCUUAUUCCAAGCCUUCCUCACUAA